AUGCAAAGCGGUGGUACGAAAGAGACCAGCAGGCUCCUCAUCACCUUUGCCCGAAAGGGCAGAUGGGAGGGCGACGCAGGCAUGAAGCAGCUCCUCGCAGAGGCUGUCAAAAUGCACAUCGAUCUAGACUAUUCUGAGAAGCCAUACUUCCGGUCCGCCUUGUGGGAGGCAACAUGGAGAAAUCACGAGGUCAUUGUCAAGGCCUUGGUGGAGAAAGGGGCCACUAUCGAUUUCAAGGACUACCAGGAGCGGACGCCACUACACGAGGCGGCCUACUACGGCCACUUGAACCUGGUGGAGUACUUCAUCGAGAAGGGCGCUCCUAUCAACGUCCUAGACAAGUUCGGACAAACCCCCUUGUUCAGAGCUGUGGACGGCGGCCGGCAUGAAGUUGCAAAGUUCUUGGUUGAAAAGAAGGCCGAGACCAAUUGGCUGGACAAUGACCAGUGCUCCGUGCAGCACUGUGCAGCAUUUCAAGGUUUCCCUCAGCUUUCUAGCUGGUUGGUCUACAAAGGAGCAUGGAGGAAUCGCUUUGCCAUCGAAGGGGUGGAUGAGGCCGAGAUGCGCUUCACGGGCCCCGGGGAUGGCGAGCGCUCAGAGGAGCGUCAGAGGCGCCAGCAGGGAGUUGAGGGCCAUUGCGGCUUGCGGGCCUUGCGCUUCGGACCGACGCAGCCCUCGAUGAGAAAGAAUAGGUCGAACUCCAUCAUCGGAUGCCUCGAGCGCACCGACCGGCAUUGUUUCACUCAGAUGUCUUACAUUCCAAGCCGAAAGGAGGCUGUUAGAUGCGAGAUGGCUCAGGUGACGAGGCCGAGCGAGGCAUGGCGGCCUCCAAGGCCUCCCGGCCCUCCCGCCACCCUGGCUGGACCGCCACAGACGCUACGAGCUCCAUGUGCAUGUCCUCCAUCUACGGUGCGCCCGCGACCUCCGCCUCCGCCUGGCACCGUGCGGCCAGCACUCCCUUCAAGGACCACAGUUUCAAAGACCCGGGCCUCAAAUCUGCGGCAAGCUGGCACGACCACCAUGAAGUGGUAUGCUGGCCGUGACAAGCAUCCAAGUGCAGGGUACACCUUUGACGCCCAGAACCUCAGCGAGGAGGAGCGCCUGGAAAAGCAGCUGCAGCUCGAGGCCGAGUGCAACGGCGUGGAGUCUGGCGGCUAUGUGGCCGCAGAGGCUCUCAAUGAGCAUCCUAGUGCUCUUCCAGGCUUUGAUCGCAGGCUCUGGUCCGCAGACCCCUUCUAUGCUUGGAGAACUCAGGAGGAGUUGCGCGAAGAGUCCGUAACGUCCAUGCCCAUGAGAGAAAGCAUGGGGCCUGUGCCCCACGUCCUGCGGGAUGAUUGCCGGCCUGGCCGCCAGGAGGCAGCACAGCAUUCUCCCCCGAUAGAGCCGCCGAAGGAGCUGGCCCAGGAGCCAGCUUCCUGGGUGCAUUGGUUCCAGGCCAGGGAAGCCACCGCCUACGGCCCCAAAGCCUCAACCUCGGCCAUCGGCACCGCUGCCUAG
Messenger RNA from Symbiodinium necroappetens, 1497 nucleotides. Lineage: Eukaryota; Dinophyceae; Suessiales; Symbiodiniaceae. The record is from the annotation of a GenBank genome assembly.